AUGAGGCUGCGCAUGGAGCCGGCGGCGGCCGUGCCGGGCAACCUCUCCCGCGGCGGCGGCGGCGGCGGCGGCGGCGGCAGCGGCGGCAGCGGCAACGAGAGCGACGGGGCGGCGGCGGCGUGGGCGGCGGGGUGGUCGGCGGCGGCGCUGGCCUCGCAAGCGGCCGCGCUGCUGCUCAUCUUCGCCCUUUCGGCGCUGGGCAACGGGGCGGUGGUGCUGGUGAUCGCCCGGCACCGGCAGCUCCGCACGGUCACCAACGCCUUCGUGCUGUCGCUGUCGCUGUCGGAGCUGCUGGGCGCCCUGCUCUGCCUGCCGCUGGCCUUCCUCAGCCUGCUCAGCCGCCCGCCCGGCGCUUGGCUCUUCGGGCAGCGCCUGUGCCUGGCCAGCGCCGCGCUCCACGCCGGGCUGGGCAUCGCCGCCACGCUCACCAUGGCCCUGCUCUCCUUCGACCGCUACUGUGCCAUCGUCCGCCAGCCUCGGCACAAGAUGGGCCGGCGCCGCGCCGCGCAGCUGCUGGCCGCGGUCUGGCUGGCAGCCCUGGCGCUGGCCGGGCCCUGGUACGGGCUGGCGGGCGAGGGGCGUCGCGAAGCCCGUCCCGGCGCCUACCGCUGCGUCUACGUGCUGCCCUGGGGCUCUUCGCGGCUCGGGCCGCCCUACGGCGCCGCCCUCAUCGUGCUGUGCUACCUCCUGCCCUUCGCCGUCAUGUGCUUCUGCCACUUCAACAUCUGCCGGGCGGUGCGGCUGGCCGAGAGCCGCGUGCGGCCGCUCACCACUUACGGGCACCUGCUGCGCGCCUACGGGGAGAUGCGCACGGCCACCACCGUCCUCAUCAUGAUCGUCUCCAUCAUCUGCUGCUGGGGGCCCUACUGCAUCCUGGGGCUGGCCGCCGCCGCCGGCCGCCUGCCCUUCUCGCCCACCAUGGACGCCGUGGCCAGCGGGAUGGCUUGGGCCAACGGCGCCAUCAACCCCCUCAUCUACGCCGCCCGUAACCCCAACAUCUCGGUGCUGCUGCGGCGCAGCCGGGAGGGCGGCUACAGGACUAGGAACAACAUGGUCGCCUACCUGUCGGUGCCGGGCCGCCAGCCGGAGCCGCGGAGCCGAGCCGAGCGGGUCCGGGAACGCUACAUCAAUCGGCACAGCGGGCCCCCAGGCAGCGCCAUAUCCUCGUCCAGCCCGGCCAGCGGGGGAGAGGUGGCCAUGUGGGCCUGCAAGACUCCCGCUGUGCUCUUCUGUCGGGAUGGGCAGCCCGACACUGUUUCUGAUGCCACCCUGAAGGCCAGAGCAGGUGCCAUCGACACCAGCCUAUGAAGGGAUGGGGGCCGGCAUGGAGGCGUCUGGCCCCGGGCUGCCUCCCUGAAGAAAGUCCUGCUGCUUGGAGCCCUUUGCAGCCGGAUUGCCAGGAAUCUGUGAUGGGACUGGGUUUCUUCUCUACUGUGUGAGCUCUGCUUUGGUGACUCCAUCUGCGGGCAGCAGGAGCUCCACAGGGAAGGGGAAUGCCCCUUCCUUUUCAGCAGGCCUGAUGGAUGCAUCGGUGACAGCCACCGAGCCCAGCCGAGGCAGAGCUCAGCUGCGAGAACAGGACAGCGUUUGCUCCAGACCUGCAGAAAGUGCCACUGUAAAGCUCCGAGGCUGACACACCAAAGCAGCCCAAAGUGACUGAAUGACUGUGGGAGCUGUUUGUUAAGUGCCAAAAAAGCAACUGAAAGCUGAGCACUGACAGCUGG
This is a messenger RNA of Serinus canaria (Common canary), 1724 nucleotides long. It is a transcript of the gene GPR135, whose product is annotated as G protein-coupled receptor 135. Gene Ontology annotation, molecular function: G protein-coupled receptor activity. Gene Ontology annotation, cellular component: membrane. The record is from RefSeq and is a predicted model, not a curated record. Gene Ontology annotation, biological process: G protein-coupled receptor signaling pathway. The transcript has a single exon. Lineage: Eukaryota; Metazoa; Chordata; Aves; Passeriformes; Fringillidae. Bases 1 to 1308 code for a protein of 435 amino acids.